AUGAUAAAAAGGGCACAUUUGUACAGUUGUGCUCCGCCAAUACCUGAUGAUGUUUCAAAUGGUAUUAGGGAUGAAUUGCACGAUUCUUCUAAAAAUAAUGAUAAAAUAAAUAUUAAAAAUGAUAUAAAUUAUGAGGCUAAUUCAACGAAUGAAAGUGAUACUUUGCCUAAUUACCCCGAAUUUAUAGCCAAGGCUACCACAAAAGGCAAAGCUCUAAAGUGCAAAUGCUGCCCUGGCAAAUUAAUCUUGAACGAUCGAGAUCUAUACAAACAUCUAACAUCAAAGAUACAUAAAAAACGCGCUUUGACUUACAAGAAUACAGAAAGGAAAGUGGAAAAGGCAAAACAUAAAUUUGCAAAGAUAAUUAAACAAAUAGAGGCAGAUUCAGACAACUCAUAUGAAUAA
This is a messenger RNA of Babesia microti strain RI, 405 nucleotides long. RefSeq lists its product as hypothetical. The record is from RefSeq and is a predicted model, not a curated record. The coding region runs from base 1 to 405 and encodes 134 amino acids. NCBI's taxonomy places the organism in Eukaryota, Apicomplexa, Aconoidasida, Piroplasmida, Babesiidae. The transcript has 2 exons.